AGCCCAUGCUGGCAGUGAGGGCUCGUCUGGUGGGGGGUGUGAAGCUGACCCACCAGCUGCUGCAGGCACAUAGCAAGAACAGCGUACCUCUACUGCCCCUCCUCAUGGUUGCCUAAUACCUCGCUAAGAACUCUACCAACCAGAUGAUGCUGGGCAAGGAAGGCUGUGUGGCCACCUUGGCGACCAUCCUCAGUUCAGUGCCCAAGACUCACUGGGCCAAGAUCAAGUUCAUCAUGGAGGUCUUGGCACUUCUCACAAAAGCUAAGAGCAAUGUGAUACGCCUGGUGCGAGAAUCUGGCCUGCAGCGUGUCUUAGCCAUCCUGGACUCCUGGGAGAAGGUGGAGCGGCGUCACCAAGUGAAGUUGAUCCGGGGCAUCCUCAGCACCCUCUCCCACGUGUGUGAUUCAAAGCAUGGGCGCAAGGCCGUGUUGUCCCUGAAUGGCGUUGAGAUAGUGCAGCGCUUCAUUCAGAUGUGCCCUGCUGACAAAAGAUUUGACAACAACCUUGCCAGUGCAACCAAUGUGUUUCUCAAGUGUAUAAGCAAAGGAGAGUUACCAGUGGCCUCCACCCGAGGUGCCGUUACUUUCCAGGUGCCAAACAGGGAUGCAUCACAAACACCUUCAGAUGUUCAAGGUGAUCCAUCAGGACUGGAUGUAGACUCCUCAGAAGAUGAGGGUGAAUAUGAUGUUGAAGCUGAAGAUGAAGAUGUUGAAUUGCAAAAAGACUUUAAAGGAUUCAGCAUCACUAAUGAGUAUGCCCCAAAGCAGAUAAGAGAGGAAGAGUUACUGAAAUUUACUUCAUUGUUUCCUGAACUUAAUGACUUUCAGGUUCAGUCCAACACAAAAUUUAAAGAUUCCAUUUUAUCAUCCAAUGAAGGAAGUGUGAGGGAGUGUGUAAGUGCAGCCAAUGCUGAGCAGUACUUACUAGCCUCAGAUACCACCAGAACCCUUAUCAACUUUGUGAAGGUGGCUUAUCCUGACAUGGUAGGAGCCCAAGGAUCUUCCCAACUUGAAGAGCUCUAUGAAAAGGAUCGCAAGGUUUGCAGGAGUAAAGCCAUUGCCACUGUGGAGCGUGUUCUUCAUCCUGAGGUGUACCUGGAACGUGUGGUAUAUGACCUCGACUACCUGCUGGAGACAGAAGACUCUAACCAACAACUUAUCACUUCCUCCACUUCCCUUCCCAAACCACUCAGCAACUUGGAUGAGAGACGUGUGGGUAAGAAGGAUAUGGCUGUGAACCACCUCAACUUUGAAUCCAGAUUUGAGUGUGGAAAUUUACGACGAGUUAUUCAAGCCUCCAAGACUGAGUAUGACUUGAUCCUGAAUGCUGAUGUCAACUCCUCCCAUCACUAUCAAUGGUUCUACUUUGAAGUGAGCAACAUGGAACAACACACACCCUAUGUCUUCAAUAUUAUUAACAAUGAGAAGCCUAAUAGUGAAUUCAAUUUUGGGAUGAAGCCAGUGAUGUUUAGUGUGCAGGAGGCCAUGGAGGGGCGAGGCAUGUGGGUCCGCACUGGCUAUGACAUCUGCUAUCACAAGAACCAUUUUUCCCGUGUCCCAAAGACUCAUGACCCCACUCGCUCCAAGAGAUCAGCUGCAAAUGCCUGUUACUAUACAGCCACUUUUACUGUAGUCUUCCCUCAUGCCUAUGAUAUCUGCUACAUGGCAUAUCAUUACCCGUAUACCUACACUCGUCUCAAGGCUUACCUGAAUCGGCAAGGUGCAAGAGAGCUCUCCAGUCACGUGUUUUACAGCAGUCAGGUUUUGUGCCACACUCUGAAUGGAAAUCCUGUCCCCGUCCUAACUAUUACUUCCAAAAAUAACAUUAAGGAUAAAGAGGUGAUCUUCUUCACUGGCCGAGUUCAUCCAGGAGAGAGCAACUCCUCAUGGGUGAUGGAAGGUGUACUGGACCAGCUGCUGCGGGAGUCUUCCAUCACAAACCAGCUUCUUGACAAGUUCAUCUUUAAGAUAGUUCCCAUGCUAAAUCCAGAAGGAGUCAUACAUGGAAAUCACCGGUGUGGCCUAACUGAUGAGGAUCUCAACCGGAGAUGGAGGGAACCAAAUCCAACUUUGCACCCCACCAUAUACCACUCCAAGGCUCUCCUGGAGUAUCUUCUCUCAGUGGCAAAGGUGAAGGUGCGUGUUUUUUGUGAUUUCCAUGGUCACUCUUGCCAGAAGAAUGUCUUCAUGUAUGGAUGUUCCCGCAUGCAGUCUUGGUGGCCAGGUGACAGGGAGCUGCCUGAUGACCCAGACUAUAAUCUACUCCCCCAUCUUGCUCAGAAGUUCAUGAGAACAUUCUCCUUGUGGGACUGCCACUUUUUAAUAGAGCGAGCAAGGGAAGCCACUGCUCGAGUAGCUGUGUGGAGGCAGUUCAACAUCCCUAUGUCAUAUACCAUAGAAGCCUCCACCUGUGGCUGUGAUCAGGGACCAUACAAGAACAACCACCUGACCACCAAGCAUCUGCUGGAGUCUGGUGAGGAGCUGUGUGUGGCACUGACUCAUCUUUCCUACAGCCCUGAUGUAUUGGCAACACAACUCAAAGUGGACACUCACAGACAUGAACGUGAACCAAGAGUUGCAUCAGAGAGGGGCCUUGGAGACUUCACACAAGAGGUCAUCUUCUGGAGUAGUGACCUUGAUGAAGAUGAACUGGAUUCUGAUGCUGAUCUUGACCUUGAUCUUUAUGGCAAUGUAUAGGGUGUUCACACUUUCUUAUAUCUUCAUCCUUCUCCCUUUAACUUUUAGCACUUACUCUUACCCUUUUGUCUUUUUUUUUAUUUUGCCUCUUUUCUUUAUCUUCCAUCAUCAGCUUCCAACUCAUAUUGCCACAGUUUUAGUGUAACUGCACAUUUCCCAUCUUAACUGCAAUGACCAGUUCAUUCUCAGUAUUCUAAAAAAAGAGAUUGCAUUAUAUUUGAUGAGUAGCAUGUGUUGUAUGCUGCUGUUUCAGCCUAGAGAUCAGGGUAAGGAUUAGAUAGCAUUAUAAAACUUUGCUGGUUUUGAAUGUAGGAAGUAAUGUCCCAUACGUAGAACACACACACACACACACAUAUUUUGUACUUUACUUUGAGAAUUAUUGUAAUCUUUUAUUGUUUUUUACAUUUCAUGAUGUUUUUAUUUGACCUUUAUCCUCCAUUUUGUUAAUGCUGCUUUAGUUUCCUUAGCUUCUUUACUGCUUUCAUUCAACCAACAAACUGAAAAUAGAUUUCUUAAGUAUUUAUCUAAUAUUUAAUGAUAUGUAAAAUUAACCAUAUGUGUAAAGUGCUUUAUAUAUUUUUAUAUUAAAUAAGUAAUAUUUCACCUUCAUGUACAUGUUGAUUUCUAGUUGUAAUUCUUUUCUAGUAACUACUUGUUUUCUCAUAUAUUUUUAUAUCAGUUCAUAGUCAGAUUCUGUCAUGGUAAAGUAUUUCUCUUAUUAUAUUUUAUCUUUAUGUUAAACAGUAUAUAUAUAUAUAUAUAUAUAUAUAUAUAUA
Molecule: messenger RNA, 3472 nt
Organism: Scylla paramamosain (green mud crab)
Lineage: Eukaryota; Metazoa; Arthropoda; Malacostraca; Decapoda; Portunidae
Product: cytosolic carboxypeptidase 1-like
Biological process (GO): protein side chain deglutamylation; proteolysis
Molecular function (GO): zinc ion binding; metallocarboxypeptidase activity
Source: RefSeq, a predicted model, not a curated record